Messenger RNA from Daldinia caldariorum, 2669 nucleotides. RefSeq names its product Urease, alpha subunit. Gene Ontology annotation, cellular component: urease complex. Gene Ontology annotation, biological process: urea catabolic process. Gene Ontology annotation, molecular function: urease activity; nickel cation binding. The transcript has 3 exons. Lineage: Eukaryota; Fungi; Ascomycota; Sordariomycetes; Xylariales; Hypoxylaceae. Bases 202 to 2535 code for a protein of 777 amino acids. The record is from RefSeq and is a predicted model, not a curated record.
CCCGACCACGAUCUUGCGCGGAAAGAAUACAGCUCCUAUCAGCAAGAUCAUUUUUAUUUUUAUUUUUAUUCUUAUUCUUAUUCUUAUCGUCGAGCGUCGUCGAAAUGAACUUGGUCUAAUCCCCUAACCCUAUCUUAGGCUCUCAUCGCGAAUAAUCUCCAAGAGCUCAUCCGCGAUGGCCAGCACACUGUCGCCGACCUCAUGGCCAUCGGGUCCACCAUGCUAGGCCGGAGGCACGUGCUCCCCUCGGUUGUGAGCACCCUCCACGAGAUCCAAGUCGAAGGCACUUUCCCCUCGGGCACGUACCUCGUCACGGUCCACAACCCCAUCGCCACCGACGACGGCGACCUAGCCAAGGCGCUCUACGGCAGCUUUCUGCCCGUCCCCGACCAGAGCCUGUUCCCGCCCGCCGACCCGAGCGCCUACGAGCCCGCCCGCCAGCCCGGCGCCGUGGUCGGCGUCAGGGGCCGCGUCACGCUGAACCAGGGGCGCCGGCGCGUCAGGCUGCGCGUCACGAGCAGAGGCGACCGGCCGAUCCAGGUCGGCAGCCACUACCACUUCGUGGAGGUGAACCCGCAGCUCGAGUUCGACCGCGGCGCCGCGUACGGGUGCCGCCUCGACAUCGCGGCGGGGACGUCGGUGCGCUUCGAGCCCGGCGACACGCGCACCGUCCACCUCGUCGAGAUCGGCGGGGACCGCGUCGUCCGCGGCGGCAACGCGCUCGCCUCGGGCAAGGUGGACUUGUCCCGCGUGAGCGCCAUCGUCGAGGCGCUGCAGAAGGCCGGGUUCGCGCAUCGCCCCGAGCCGGCGGGCGAUUUGCAGGUUGCCGAUGCUUUCUCGAUGGACCGCGAGAAGUACAGGACUAUGUUCGGGCCGACAACGGGAGAUGUAGUGCGCUUGGGCGCGACGGAUCUCUGGAUCAAGGUGGAGAAGGACUUCACGACGUACGGCGACGAGUGUAAGUUUGGAGGCGGCAAGACGUUGCGGGAAGGCAUGGGGCAGAUGACGGGAUGUUCGGACGCAGAUAGCUUGGACAUGGUGGUGACGAAUGCGCUGAUUGUUGAUUAUACUGGAAUCUACAAGGCGGAUAUAGGAGUAAAAGAUGGGUUUAUAGUGGGGAUUGGCAAGGCUGGUAAUCCGGAUGUUAUGGACGGCGUAACGAAAGGUAUGAUAGUGGGCAGUUGUACCGAUGUCAUUGCGGCGGAGGGAAAGAUCGUAACGGCGGGCGGUCUUGAUACGCACAUUCACUUCAUAUGUCCCCAGCAGGCUUAUGAGUCUAUUGCUUCUGGUGUCACGACGAUGCUUGGAGGCGGUACUGGGCCAAGUGCUGGAACUAACGCUACUACUUGUACACCCGGUGCCAACUAUAUGAGGCAGAUGCUACAGGCGUGCGACCAAUUGCCCGUAAAUAUUGGAAUUACCGGCAAGGGUAACGACAGCGACCCAGGGGCUCUGCGUGAACAGAUUUUAGCAGGUGCUUGUGGCCUCAAGCUACAUGAGGACUGGGGCACAACACCAGCCGCUAUCGAUUCUUGUCUAAGUGUAUGUGACGAAUUAGACGUACAGUGUCUGAUCCAUACAGAUACACUCAACGAGUCCGGGUACGUGGAAUCAACGAUUGCGGCGUUCAAAGGACGAACAAUUCAUACCUACCACACGGAAGGCGCGGGAGGUGGACACGCACCUGAUAUCAUCCGAGUCGUGGAGAACGAAAACGUGCUACCGUCUUCGACGAACCCGACGAGACCAUACACUCGUAACACUCUAGACGAACAUCUUGACAUGUUGAUGGUGUGCCACCACCUUUCGCGGAAUAUACCCGAAGACGUAGCAUUCGCCGAAUCUCGCAUACGCGCCGAGACUAUCGCAGCUGAGGACGUACUACACGACCUGGGCGCUAUCUCCAUGAUGAGCUCGGAUUCCCAGGCAAUGGGCCGGUGUGGCGAGGUCAUCCUCCGAACGUGGAAUACCGCGCACAAGAACAAAGUCCAGCGGGGGCGUCUGCCGGAGGACGAGGGCACGGAUGCAGAUAACUUCCGCGUGAAACGCUACGUUAGCAAGUACACUAUCAACCCGGCCCUCGCGCAGGGUAUGGGUCACCUUAUCGGUAGCAUCGAGGUUGGGAAGUUGGCCGAUUUGGUGCUCUGGGACCCGGCGUGGUUUGGCACAAAGCCGACAACAGUGGUCAAAAGCGGGUUGAUUGCCUAUUCGCAGAUGGGUGACCCUAACGCUUCGAUCCCCACGGUGCAGCCGAUCAUAGCGCGGCCCAUGUUCGCGCCGCUCGUGCCGAGCUCGAGUGUCCUGUUCGUCUCGGCGGCGAGCCUGGACACCGUCACCUCGCGGUACGGGCUGCGCAAGCGGGUCGAGGCCGUCCGCGGGUGCCGCUCCGUCGGCAAGAAGGACAUGCGGUUCAACGACGCGAUGCCCAAGAUGCGCGUCGACCCCGAGCGGUACACGGUCGAGGCCGACGGCGUGCUGUGCACCGCGGAGCCGGCGAGCGAGUUGCCGCUUACGCAGGCUUGGUUUGUUUAUUGAUGUUGGGGAUAGGUAUAUACGUGGACAGACUCUAUGUCGAGGGAGAAAUGGGGGCUUGGCGACAUGCUGGGACUGGGAUUGGGAAGGGGGAUGGUUGCUUAUGUUGGAGUGAGCGAGUUGGGUUUAUUUAGCUU